AUGUCAUCCACUUUGUCAGACGAGAAAUCGACACCUUUCCCGGAGGAGCAAGCGGGCCUUGGUCAGCAAGACUUGCCUUUGUCCAAGGACGAACUAGAGCCCGCGCCUGAUGGUGGUCUCAGAGCAUGGCUCGUCGCUCUUGGAGCCGCUUCCAUCUUUUUCUGCUGUCUGGGAUUUUCCAAUUCUUUCGGAACGUUUACCGAGUACUAUUUGACUCACCAACUGAGCCACCGGUCUCCCGAUGAUGUGGCCUGGAUUGGUUCCCUAUCUGCAUUUCUGCAGUUCUUUGUAGGAAUGAUUGGAGGUCCCAUGUUUGAUCGUUAUGGUUCAAAGGUUAUCCACCCGGCGGCUGUCAUUUAUAUCUUCGCCGUCAUGAUGUUGAGUCUAUGCAAGACGUACUGGCAAAUUAUGCUCGUGCAAGGUGUCCUUAUGGGCGUUACCAUGGGAUUCCUGCAGUUUCCAGCCAUGGGCAGCUUGUCGCAGUACUUUGACAAAAAGAGAGCUGCUGCUUUCGGUCUGGCGAUAUCUGGAUCCUCCAUUGGUGGCAUCAUCAUGCCUAUCGCCGUGUCCAAGAUGCUCAACAUCCUCAGAGCUCGUCUGCCACCGAGCGCCGCGUCAUUCCUGAUUCCUUCAGCGUUCCUCGAAGCAAGGUACAACUUCAUCGUCAUCUCCAUCUUUUUCGUCUUCCUCGGCAUGUUUAUGCCCAUCAUCUUUCUUCCAACAUAUGCCGUGUCACAAGGCAUGGGCGCAACGCUUGCUGGCUACUUACCCGCCAUUCUCAACGCCGCAUCCACGUUUGGCCGUAUUAUCCCGGGAGUGCUGGCGGACAAGUACGGGAGGCUGAAUGUGUAUGCCUUUGGAUCUUUCAUCACCAGCAUCGUCAUUUUCUGUAUGACAGCGACAAAGAACAAUGCAGGAAUCAUUGCAUACGCUGCCGUUUUUGGCUUUACUUCUGGGACAAUCAUAUCCGGAGCAACGGUGUCCAUCACAGGAUGUGCCAAGGACCCGCGCAGUAUCGGUACUUAUACCGGCAUGGGGUUGGCAUUGGGUGCCAUUGGCGCAUUGAUCGGGCCUCCCAUAGACGGUGCCUUUGUGAAACACUAUGUUGGAUUCUUUGAAGCAGCCAUGUUUAGCGGCGCCAUGUGCCUCUUUGGUGGCAUUGUCAUUCUUAUGGCUAAACUUGCGUCUCCUGAAGGGAUUUUCAGCAGAUCGUGA
Molecule: messenger RNA, 1215 nt
Organism: Trichoderma aggressivum f. europaeum
Lineage: Eukaryota; Fungi; Ascomycota; Sordariomycetes; Hypocreales; Hypocreaceae
Exons: 3
Coding region: 1-1215 (404 amino acids)
Biological process (GO): transmembrane transport
Cellular component (GO): membrane
Molecular function (GO): transmembrane transporter activity
Source: RefSeq, a predicted model, not a curated record